GAAUCAUCAACACUUUAUGUAAAUGAUUUGCCGUAGAUCAGUUCAUACCUACGUGAAGUUUUUCUAAUUCAAAAUGAAAAUUUUUUUAGCAGUAAUUUUCUUAUUCCACAUGUCGCAAGGUGCAUUGGACAGCACCUGGUGGAAGUAUACAAAUUUAUAUGAAGUGUUUGUGCCAGCUUUCAAAGAUGGAAAUGGAGACGGAAUGGGUGAUAUUAAAGGUUUAAUUUCCAAACUUGAUCAUUUUGUGGAACUGGGUAUCGAGACAGUGUACCUCACCCCUAUUUACCCUUCUCCUAUGGCUGACAGUGGAUACGAUAUCACAGACUUCACCGCUAUUCAUCCAAGUAUGGGGACGAUGAAGGAUUUUGAUACUUUAAUGAGAGAAACAAAGGCUAGAGGUAUAAAGGUCGUUCUGGACAUGGUAGUAAAUCACAGCAGUGAUGAGCACCCCUGGUUCAUUAAAUCGGUAAAUAAAACAGAACCAUACACUGACUAUUACAUCUGGAAAAAUCCCAAAGGUUUCGAUAAAAAAGGAAAACCAAUACCACCAAAUAAUUGGCUGAACCAAUUUGAUGGUACCGCUUGGAGAUGGAACAAGAAAAGGAAGCAAUUUUAUAUGCAUCAGUUUACAUCAGAACAGCCUGAUUUCAAUUUACGAAAUCCAAGAGUGAUCAACGAAAUGAAGAAAAUAUUCAAUUUUUGGCUCAGAAAAGGUGUAGCCGGUUUUCGACUCGAUGCUGUUAAACAUUUGGUAGAAGAUGAUCAGUUCAGAGACGAACCUGCUAUCUCAGAAAAAGUAGAUAUGUACAACACAACCAACGUCAAUGAUCUGAAACAUAUUUAUACGCAUAAUUUAUGGGAAUCUUACCAAAUUGUUCACGAACUACGUAUGGUUUGCGAGAAAUUUGUAAACCGAUCUGCAGAUUUUGAAAGAAUUCUUAUUACUGAAGAUUAUGUCACUGGAGAUAUGCUGUAUCGAUAUUACGACACUAAAGAUUAUAAAAUUGCGCAAUUACCCUUAAAUUUUAUUUUGGAUUACAUUGAUCGAUAUGUGAAUGCCACAGUUUAUGAUGAAAUGAUUAAUGAAUAUCUAGAUGGCCUACCCACUGGAGCGACACCCUGCUGGAAUUCUGAAAAUCACGAUAAAUGGAGAAAAGCGUUGAUAUUCACCGAAGAAUAUGCUUUCAUAUUCCCCACAAUGACAAUGCUGCUGCCUGGAGUAGCAUAUUUAUAUUAUGGUCAAGAAAUAGGUGUAACUGGUUCGCAUAUUCGAUCCGAUCUGGCGGUAAAUAAAUACGCAGACGAUUUUACUCAAUCUUCCAGGGAUUCUUAUAGGCUUCCAAUGCAAUGGGAUGAUUCGUUGAAUUCAGGAUUUUCAAAUAAUCGCAAAACAAUCCUACCUCUGACUACGAAUUACUGGAGAAUAAAUGUGAAAAAUCAAAAACAGCAAAAAUACAGCCAUUAUCACAUGUUCAAGAAAAUGCUGAAAUUAAGAAAAACAGAAACGAUAAAACACGGAGAUUUUAAAUCUUACGUAAUUUCUACUUGGGUGUUUGCAUUUACCAGGACAUUGAAAGGACACGAGUCUUACGUGGCAAUCUUCAACAUGGGAACCGAUACAGAAUUCGUCGAUUUGCACAAUUCAAUUGACAGUUUACCAAAAUCACUAGUCGUAGAAAUAGCAAGUCGGAAUUCAGGAUAUAAACCUGGAGACAAGCUAUCAAGCUCUCCGAAAAUACCAAAAAUACUGGUGUUGCGGCCAUCUGCUACUCUAGUUUUCAGCUCAGAUAAUUAGCAGAAUUAUACCUGACCAUGUAACUGUGAACGGAUGUACGAUACUAUGAAUCGCAAUCGUAAAUGUUCGAGUAAGCAAUGCCGAUGUGGAAUUCCAAAUUUGAUUAAUAUCAGAAAAUAGAUCUAGCCGACACGUACGUCUAUACUUAUUUGUGUUCAAAAUUUUGAACACGAUUGCAGGUCGCAAAAAAUUGGUUCAAUUUCCAUUUAAUGUACUUACAUAUAGCCUAAUCCUAUAUUUUAUGAAAAUAAAUAAAAUUGUAGUAAAUAAUUAAUUCA
Messenger RNA from Planococcus citri (citrus mealybug), 2073 nucleotides. Its product is annotated as maltase 1-like. Gene Ontology annotation, biological process: carbohydrate metabolic process. The transcript is spliced from 10 exons. The coding region runs from base 74 to 1795 and encodes 573 amino acids. Lineage: Eukaryota; Metazoa; Arthropoda; Insecta; Hemiptera; Pseudococcidae. Gene Ontology annotation, molecular function: cation binding; alpha-amylase activity. The record is from RefSeq and is a predicted model, not a curated record.